Messenger RNA from Arachis stenosperma, 968 nucleotides. Its product is annotated as BON1-associated protein 2-like. The record is from RefSeq and is a predicted model, not a curated record. Bases 78 to 653 code for a protein of 191 amino acids. The transcript has a single exon. NCBI's taxonomy places the organism in Eukaryota, Viridiplantae, Streptophyta, Magnoliopsida, Fabales, Fabaceae.
CACGUGCCAAAGAGUUCACAAUUUACAAGUCCCUUCCUUCAUUCCGAAAAAAGAAAAAGAAGAGCUCUCAAAAUACUAUGGAUUCUAUCGAAACGAAACCAAGAACCCUCGAGCUGACGGUGCUUUCCGCCGAGAACCUCCGCGUGAACGGAAAACCCGCCACCAAGAACGUGUUCGUGGUGGUACGCGCCGAAUCCCUAACCGCCCACACGACGUCGUGUAAGGGAAACGGCAGCAACUCCAACGGCUUUGUCUCGUGGAACGAGAAGUUUGUUGUGGAAGUUGCGGCACACGCGCGUAGCAUCGCGUUUGAGGUGAAGUGCAAGACGUCCCCCACGGGAUCCGUUAGGGACGUUGGGGUUGCCAGGGUGGCACUAUCUGAUUUCCUGGGAACCGUUGUACCUGAUCACUGCCUUCAGUUCUUGUGUUACCGGUUAAGGGAUUGGGAUGGCUUGAAGAAUGGCGUUAUUAAUUUCUCCGUUAGGGAUUUGACCGCUGCUCCGCCGCUUGGGAAGGUGGUUGGUGGUGGCUGUGACGGUUUUCAUGGGUUCCAAGAGGUGGUUGGUGUAAAGAGUGAGUGUUGUUCUUCUUCAUCUGCUUCUGAUAAUGCGGUUGUUACUGGCAUUCCUGUUUGGUGGAGAAACAACAUCUGAUUACAGCUGGCAAAAUUAUUCAGUAUGUUCAUUAAUCAUUGCUAGUAGCUUUUAUUUUAUUUUAUGUUUGAAUCUGUGGUUAACUACUCUAGAUUAGAUUGGAAGAUCACCUAAGUUUAUGAGAUCUAGAAAAUGCAACUUCCCAGCGUUAAAAAGUGUUUUGCAAAAUUUGAAUAACUAAUUCUUAGAGUGAAGGUUGCAUUGGAAGUAGGAACUCACUAUAUAUGAGCUAGUUUCCAAUUUGUAUUUAAGUUUGAAUAUGUUAACAUAAUGUGUGGUGUUAUUGUUUUCAUAGAAUUUUAAUUUCUUAACUUA